This is a messenger RNA of Nilaparvata lugens (brown planthopper), 384 nucleotides long. RefSeq names its product putative L-ribulose-5-phosphate 3-epimerase SgbU. Bases 1 to 384 code for a protein of 127 amino acids. The transcript has a single exon. The record is from RefSeq and is a predicted model, not a curated record. Lineage: Eukaryota; Metazoa; Arthropoda; Insecta; Hemiptera; Delphacidae.
AUGGAACAGGCCAUUCAGCUGGCCAAAGACGUCGGUAUCCGCACCAUUCAGCUGGCCGGCUACGACGUGUAUUACGAAGAGCAGGACGAGGGGACACUGGCGCGCUUUAGCGAAGGCAUGCAGUGGGCGGUAGACCGUGCCGCCGCCGCCCAGGUGAUGCUGGCAGUGGAAAUUAUGGACACCGCCUUUAUGAACUCGAUCGGUAAGUGGAAAGCCUGGGAUGCCCUGCUGGCUCGCCGUGGUUCACGGUUUAUCCGGACGUCGGCAACUCAGCGCCUGGGGCAUGACGUGCCGCGCGAGCUGGAGCUGGGCAUCGAUCGCAUCGCCGCAUUCACCUCAAAGACACCUACCCGUCACCGCCACUUCGCCGGGGCAAUUCCGUGA